Molecule: messenger RNA, 774 nt
Organism: Impatiens glandulifera
Lineage: Eukaryota; Viridiplantae; Streptophyta; Magnoliopsida; Ericales; Balsaminaceae
Exons: 3
Coding region: 1-774 (257 amino acids)
Source: RefSeq, a predicted model, not a curated record
AUGCCUAGUGGCGAAGUUUCUCAAAGUCUGUUUCAAGAGGAAAAAGAAGUGAUAACCAAAUUUCGUGCUCUUAGUUCUCUUAAAGAGAGCUAUAUAAAACAAAAGUCGAGACAGAAUUGGUUGUCUCUUGGAGACAGCAACACCUCAUUCUUUUAUAGAAAGUGCCCUACAAGAAACUUGAGAAAUCAGGUUUAUAAAAUCAAGACAAGUGAUGGGGUGAUUGUUCAAGGGCAACAACUAGUUCAUGAUGAAGCCAUCCGAUUUUAUAGAGAUCUUAUUGGAACUAGAAAGGAAAGCACAAGUUAUAAUCACUUUCUUCAUCAUAUUUUGACCAAGAAAGUCACCAUGGAGGAAAGUCGUCGGAUGAUUGAAGUAGUAAGUAAGGAGGAAAUUAAACAGGCUUUGUUCAGUAUGAGUGGAGAUAAGAGUUCAGGACCCGAUGGAUUCAAUGUGAGGUUUUUUAAGGAAAAUUGGGGUGUGAUCGGGCAUGAGGUUAGCGAAGGCGUUCUUGAAUUCUUUCAGGAUAGGAGGAUUCUUAAGCAAUGGAAUGUUACGGUUCUCAAUUUGAUCCCAAAGUGCCUUGUACACGAAGGAAUUCAUGACUUUAGACCUAUUUCGUGUUGGCUUUUAAAGAGCUACGGUAGGAAAUACAUCUCUCCUCGGGUAGCUUUUAAAGUUGAUAUUCAGAAAUGUAUCUCAACUUCUCAUUUCAUUGUAAGCGUUAACGGAGUUCAUGAUGGGUAUUUCAAGGGUGAAAGCGGAGUAAGAAAAUGA